AUGGGACCAUUCCCGACCUGCGACAUCGCGCGAAAGCACCGAUACCGCUACCACUCCGUCCCUAUACCAUUCCUGAUUGGUGGGAACGAGUACGUUGUAGGCCAAUCCGAUGGACAUUAUUCGUGCCCGCUCCCGGAGUGUAAGUUCAUUUCCAAAAAGCGUGAAGCUAUUCAGAAGCACAUCAACGUCGCACACAACGCAUCAGUCAAAAUCAAGGUCUUUGAUGCUCCUGAGUGUCUUGUGGCCUCCAAACAGGUUCUCGAUCAGGACAGCGGUGUCCGCGAUGGGACUGGCAACCUCAUAUGCCCAGAGGAUGUCUGGUCCGACGAUUUAGUCCCAGAAGGUCCAUCCCGUGAGGAUGUCUGCAGCAGAGAUCCUUCCUUUGAUAUGGACUCCAGCACUGUCUCAUUGUCGCCAUCAGUAGACUACUUGAUGUCCAACGAGGUUCUAGAUUCUCUCGGCGUGUGCUUUCACAGCCAUUUGAGGUUCCUUAUCUGCUACUCGUGCAAGGUCGCAUUGACCUCCGGGAUGGUUUCUGGACACAGGAAAAAGCACCAUCAUGCGUAUCAGGUACCUUCAUCCACCAUGGAGUCAUUCCUGGACUAUUGUUCGCGGUCAAAUGUUUACGAGAAGCCAGAGCAUGUCAAGCUACCAACAGCAGGUGGACCACCUGUACAGAUGAUUGCGUCCCCCGUUGAAGGUUUUUCAUGCACUGCAUCCGCUGAUUGCGUGUAUGCCGUGAAGGAUUUAGGAACCAUUCAGCGCCAUAGUAGAGAGAAGCACAGCGUUACCGGCUUACAGGAGAUCCAGUAUCGGUCUUGUCUGGUCCAACAUAUCUUUACUGCUGUUGGCAACUCGUAUUUCGAGGUUGGGCAAAACGUCAUUCCAUCUGCGAGACCCAAUCUCAAAUCCACGCUUAAGGCUACAUUCCUACCUGCAGUUGAGCUUUCAUUGGUCGUUCCAGCCAAUACCGAACGGGAGAGGACUCCCCUGAUACGCUUCAUGGGUUGGGACAGGUUCGAGGUAGAACUCCGGAUGAAUCCAGCCCGGAGGCGGGCAGCGGAACAAAUCAAAAAAAAGCAUAGCGAUGAUGAAUUUGGCGGAAUUCUGACCCGUCUCGCUGCUGCAGUGCAAGACCACAUGGCUAGGGCAUCGACCAUCUUGGAUGGUCAUCCUCAUAGGUUGAGCCUGUCUAAAAUACUGUUGUAUGGUGACGCAAUACCGCGAGAAACGGACAAUCAUUGGAGGCCUGUGUCGGAUGAAAACGUCGAGUAUCCAGGCUUCAUUGUUCAAUUCAUGAGGGCGAUCAUGCGCGUUCACCUCGGAUUCCCAUUGGAUUUCUCGUUCGAGCUGUCUGCUGCGCAGACCCUGUGUCUCGAGGAACUUGUGACUGUGCUGGGCGACGAGAAUGCCUCCCCACGAAAGAGGAUGAUUUUCUACCAUAAUUUGGCGUGGUCCCUAGUCGAUACCGAUCCAGAUUUGUGCGUGGGCCAGCGAUGGGCAAACCCUAUCAAACGAGCCAUCUGGCUCAGGGCGUUGCGUGCGGACGGAAACUUCUGUGAAGCGUCCGUCCUCACACCAGAUCUUGCAAAGUUUAAAUAUCUUUGCAACGUCACAUCCCUCCUUGAGGCGCUGAUGGACAAAGACGAGGAUACGGACUCAGUACAUUCAGACGACCAUGACCGCGUUGCUCGUGUUCAUGAUCGGGUGCUACGCCUCGGCCGUCCGACUACGUUCAACAUCAUCUAUGAGAUGCAGCAAUAUGCGUCCUCUUUGGUGUUUAGUCAAACCAGAGAACCCAAUGUCUAUGUCGAUCCAGACGUCAAGUCCAUCACGAUAGGCGUCCACACCAUGCACAUGGACAAGCUGAGAGACGGGAUACAAAGGCUCCUCCAGGUGUCAAAGUCGCGCUAUUCCGCCCUCACCAAUGACAUUUUCAUGUUGAAGAUGGUGCCAGAGCAGGUCAAGGACGACCUCACCAACUCUACUCGUGGCUAUUCGCUCGUAUCGGAGGACCCCUUUUUUAAAAAUCGCCACGCCAUGUUCUUUUACUUGGUUGAUCACUACGACCUGGCAAUGGUCGACAACGCAGGACGAAUCGCAUGGAACAUCCCCGGCAUCAAGGAUCUGCUCAGACGCUCGUCAUGCGUCUGGGAGCCCAUCUACCAUCUUCUGUACAUCACCACUCACAUCUCAUGUCGCGGAACCCAGUUCGUAGACCACAAAAUCAGCAAUUCGGACAGGCAUCGCAACCUCUUCAUGCAGGGGAUGGAGAUGUUCCUCCUGACAGCUUACAGCAAAAGGACCGGCAUUACUGAUCGAGACUCAUGCACCCCAGGGUUCGUUCCGAAGGACAUCGCAUUCUUGGUGCUCGAAAUGAUUGCAGGGGGGUUGCGCACCGCCGAAGCCAUCCUUGCUGGGGUUGCAUAUGGAGCAGAGGCCGAGCAUCUGUACAGAACGUACCUCUGCGUCGGUGAGGGCGUGAGGACAAGUCCUACAAGGUUUUCCGCCAACAUUCAGCAGUGGAACCAUGAUUACUUCGACUGUCGAUGGGGAGUCAGGGAUUUCCACCAGGGCGCGAUUACCAUUGGUCGUGAAUUCAUCGCUCCAGACGACUCUUAUGAUCAAGCCGACAACAUCCUCGCUGAAUCCGCAGAUCACUCCACUGGUGUGGACCAUACACACUACGGCAUCGUCCAAGGAGUCGUCCCUAGAUUGUCCAACAACAGCAUGUGCAAGCACAGAUGGCUUGGAGAUCAGUGGCACAGUGUCCUUGGUCUUGGCCCCCUUGCGCCUCCAGAGGCAAUAAGAAUCAGGCACAAGAAUAUGUCUAACGGGACGACGCUCCAGGCCAUCGCAGAUGUGGUCAAGAAGACCACGCAAGAAACUAUCAAAGAGUUUUUGGACGCACACCGCACUGACGUCUUGAAGGACACAAUUUCUACAGCCAUAAUCAAACAGCUAAAAGACGCGACAGAUGAUGCACCGGAAAUUUCAUCGCCACUUCCAACAACAUGGAACGGGGGAUCGUUUCACUUGAGCAGUAAUUUGGACGCCAUGUUCUAUGAAGAAAGCGAAGGUAUCCGGCGAGACCCUGCUUCCUCAUCAGGUCCCAGUGGGUACAAUAACAACAGUGUUAACGCGUCCCCUGUUGUUGUGUCGCCCACUGCAAGUGGUUAUAUUCAAUGCGGAGAAAUGCUUUCGGACUCCCCACUCCCAGUAUCGUCGAUAACGAGCAUCUCACAGACCGAAUACAUAGAAGGGUCCACGACAUUCUCCGACGUGGUCCCAACAACGCAUCAGUCCGAGUUUCCUCCAUUCAAAGAUCGCAAAGGGAAGGGCAGAGCUUAUGAAACACCAGAACCUCCAUUGGUUGAUGGCGUCAUGUCGUCGUCUAUAUCUCCUAUCGCAGACAUCAAAGGGAAACGGAAGCGUGGCGACUAUGAGAACAUCCAUUCUCGAGCAUUCGCCAAUCCAGCUAGAGCGUCCAGAAGAAAACACGCGCCUCGCAGUGUCUCGCAUCACAAUUCCAUCCCAUCUACGUCCGGUUCAUACCCAGUCACACCAACUGCACACCGCGCACGGAAGUACGCACCACGGGUCAAACUAUCAUUAGAACGCGUCGCGGAAUCGACGAAACACGUUCGCAGGUUGUCUUCGGAGGUGAUGGAUAUCUCCAGCGACGAGGAGUUGUCCAGUCUUGAUACUAUACAGCUGAAACGCCUUCGUGGGUCGAGAACAUCAGUACCCCAGGUGCCUGUGGAGGUCAUCAGCCUCUCUAGCAGCGGUGAGGACUCGAGCCCAGACGAGAACAUGCCUAUCAAACGUCUUCGUAAGACCGCAGCAUCAGUCCAACAGAUGCCGAUCGAUGCAGCUAGCUUGUUUUCUGGCGAAUGCAGCCCAUCAAAACGUGCAGUCACUAGUUUUGGUACACCAGCAUCGCCCCCAAGCGCCGUUCAGGACGUUCAAGAGAACAUUAGACGAGCGAUCAGACACAUCAGGAAGGACGAUAGUGCAACAGAAAAGACCCCCGAUCAGAUGGACAUGCUAAUGGCAGUAAUGUCAGCACAUACGGACCUCGUCAUCACGAUGAGGACAGGAGGCGGCAAGAGCAUGUCGUGGAUGAUUCCAUCAGUGAUGGAUGAAAAUUCCAGGUCUAUUGUGGUGUGCCCGUUCGUAGCUCUGCUGGACCAACAGUUCAUGGCUACCGCGUCUACUGGACUACGUUGCCACAACUACUGCGUCUCCAAGGUCGUUCCGGAGAAUGCACAGAUUUUCUUCCUUGUAUCUCCACUCGGACGGAAGUUCAACAGGGUGUUUGUAGACGAAUUCCACGACAUCAUGAACUGUCAUCCAGGACGAGUUGUUCCAUGGAAAAAUCUCGCGCAGCAAUUCGGAAAGACGCUAAUCAGGAUUGUGCUUAUGACAGGGACGGGACCACCGCACCGUAUCGCAAAUUUCAUCAAACCAUUUGGAUUGCAUCUUGGCAUCGUCACGCAAGUUCGGUCGGAUACAAAUCGUCCAGAGAUCGGGAUGCAUGUCAUACAAAUACAGCCUAUCGCGGCCAUGCAGUCUCUGGGACACCUCGUCUCCGCUCUAUGCAAACUACUUGCUGAGGAGGAACGUAUUCUGGUUUUCUGCGGCUCCCAGGGGGACGCACAAGCAUUCGCAGUGAAGGCCAAUUGUGCGGUUUAUCAUAGCGAUCUCUGGGAGGCUGGAAAUAGCAGAGCAUCUAACCUUUCUCGGUGGGAUUCAGGCGAUACAAAGGUGAUGGCAUGCACCACAGCAUUUGCCCAGGGUAUGGACAGGCCUCACGUCCGAUAUGUUGUGAUCUUUAAACCUUCGUACGGCCUUCUCGUCAACAACCAGAUGCUCGGUCGUGCAGGCAGAGACGGAAAGGAGUCUCACGUAUUUUUCCUUACUGACAGACGAGCGAAGACAUACAGAGGACCACCGACUGAUCAAUGUAUCGGAGAGUUGGACGAUCUAGUACACGGUACGGAAUGUCGGCGCUUCGCCAACAUGACCUGCAUGGAUGGCCACAACCUCGCUGUGCGGUGCACGGAUUACCCUCCAGGGAUCCAUUGCGACGUUUGUGAUCCGAACAGCGUCAUGCAGCGAUUGUCCAUUCAGGCAAUAGCAAACCCAUUCAGGCCACCCGAGGCAUCCGAGCAUGCAGUCACCCCAGUUUUUGCAAGUGGAUCUAUGCUUCAAGCACCCACGCAUGCUCCUCCGCCCUUAUCUACUGGAUUUGUGCCAGUGUCGUCGCUUCUUUCGAUGAAUAUGAUUUCCCACACGAUCACCCCACAGCCUUCUCAGUCGAGCGAUGCUUUGUACGACGCGGGUGCAUUAGAGCUCACUUCAUUUCAGGCUUUGAUGCUCGACUCCAUGGAGGAAAUCCAUGGUAAGGGUAAUGGUGAAUCUUCAGACAAGUCAUAUACGACCAAAUCGCAGCCAUCUCUAGGAAGGGCCGUCCAUAUCGAGACUCCAUCGACCUCAUCGCUUCCCAGUGUGUCUCGUACAUUCGUAUCACGAGCGAGCGCAGUAAACACCUCACUUCAUAACCGUCUCUCCAGCACUGCCCGCCUGGACAAGUACAUGAAGGUCUUAAAGGACAAGUGUCCGUCACAUUUUGGUAAUGGCGGUUGUCUUGUCCCAGCAGCCAAUCACAGAAACGGGGAGGAACCAGCAUGCCAUGCAGGCUUUUCGUACCGUAAAGGUGAAAAAUGUCCAUUCGCUGGGUUCAUUUUCAAGGCGGUAUUUUGCAUGUGGCACAACCCAGGAUUUCGACAGUUAAUGAUAAACGAGAUCGGCGAAGGAGCAUCUUUGGCGAGCUAUGAGGACUUCGUGGCAUGGAUUGUGAAAGAUUCCACGGAUGCAGGAAGGUACAAUAAUUUGGUAGAAGCAUUUCUCUGGUUUUGCAGCGGUCUUGAGAAGGUCAAUCCCAAGUUUUUUGAUUGA
Suillus plorans is the source of this 5961-nucleotide messenger RNA. RefSeq lists its product as uncharacterized. The coding region runs from base 1 to 5961 and encodes 1986 amino acids. Lineage: Eukaryota; Fungi; Basidiomycota; Agaricomycetes; Boletales; Suillaceae. The transcript is spliced from 15 exons. The record is from RefSeq and is a predicted model, not a curated record. Gene Ontology annotation, molecular function: ATP binding; nucleic acid binding. Gene Ontology annotation, cellular component: chromosome; nucleus.